AUGGUUAGAACAAAUAUCGAAAGAGCAUACCGUAAAUGUUGUCGUGAAAUUGAAGGCAGUGUAACUCAUCUGGAGAGGCACGGAAAAACAGAUAAACAUAUUAAAAAUGUUAAUUCAGAAAAUAAAAGUGGAAACCUGACCAACCUUUUGCAGCCUACAACUUUUUCUGUUCAUAUUACGAAUGUAGCAGCUGUGGAGCUUAAGCUUUGUUCUUUCAUUGCAGAACGUAACUUACCAGUGAGACUUAUGGAUCAUUUACCUAGACUAAUUCAGUAUGCAUGUCCUGAUUCUAAAAUAACUAAAGAUAUUAAAUGUUUUUUCUCUGUUGAAAGGUUCUUCACCUUACAUGAUAUUCCUUUUGAAAUUUUGAUAGGACUUACCGGUGACAAUGCUAGUGUAAUAAUGGGACAGAAGGGAGGUGUGCAGGCACGGCUGAAGAAUGAAGUCCCCUCUCUCUUUAUUCAGGGUUGUGCUUGUCACUCUAUGUAUAUCUGUGCAUCAAAGGCAUGUUCAGAAUUACCUUCAUAUUUAGAAGAACUUGCUAGAAGCAUACGUUCAUUCCUUGCAAAUAGCCCAAAGAGACUACAGGAAUAUGAAGAAUUCCAGGCAUUUACUCAAAUAAAUCCUUAUCAAUUAUUACAUAUAAGUUGUACAAAGUAG
Octopus bimaculoides (California two-spot octopus) is the source of this 660-nucleotide messenger RNA. RefSeq lists its product as uncharacterized. The record is from RefSeq and is a predicted model, not a curated record. Lineage: Eukaryota; Metazoa; Mollusca; Cephalopoda; Octopoda; Octopodidae.